Papilio machaon (common yellow swallowtail) is the source of this 620-nucleotide messenger RNA. RefSeq names its product larval cuticle protein A2B. Gene Ontology annotation, cellular component: extracellular matrix. Lineage: Eukaryota; Metazoa; Arthropoda; Insecta; Lepidoptera; Papilionidae. The record is from RefSeq and is a predicted model, not a curated record. Bases 60 to 578 code for a protein of 172 amino acids. The transcript has 2 exons.
CAACUUCAAUAAUUUACAUAUCAUUGUCAUAACUGCACUAGUGCAAAACACACGUAGCAAUGGCUUUUAAAUUCAUCGCCCUGGCUUGCCUCGUGGCGGCCGCUAGCGCCGGCCUGGUGCCCGCAGCAGUCUCGUAUGCGGCGCCUGCCUACCACACCGCGCCCGUGGCCUAUGCCGCCGCUCCCGUCGCCAAGCUCGCCGUAGAGGAAUACGACGCACACCCGCAGUACAGCUUCGCUUACGAAGUGCAAGACGGUCUCACCGGAGACUCAAAGUCCCAGCAUGAGACUCGCGAUGGCGACGUCGUCCACGGAUCCUACUCUGUCGUCGACCCUGACGGCACCAAGCGCACCGUCGACUACACCGCCGACCCGCACAAUGGUUUCAACGCCGUCGUCAACAAGGAACCUGUCGCCGUCAAGGUCGCCAAGGUCGCCGCGCCCGUCGCUUACCACGCUGCCCCCGUCGCCUACCACGCCUCCCCCGUCGCCUACCACGCCUCCCCUGUUGCCUACCACGCCGCACCCGUGGUACACGCCGCACCUCUAGCGUACUCUGCCCCCAUUUACCACCAUUAAAUGAGCCAUUGCCAAAGUAAUUUGUAAAUAGAAUCAAUAUUU